Molecule: messenger RNA, 4036 nt
Organism: Syngnathus acus (greater pipefish)
Lineage: Eukaryota; Metazoa; Chordata; Actinopteri; Syngnathiformes; Syngnathidae
Gene: vars1
Product: valyl-tRNA synthetase 1
Exons: 29
Coding region: 117-3947 (1276 amino acids)
Biological process (GO): valyl-tRNA aminoacylation
Cellular component (GO): cytoplasm; cytosol
Molecular function (GO): ATP binding; aminoacyl-tRNA deacylase activity; valine-tRNA ligase activity
Source: RefSeq, a predicted model, not a curated record
AAAACACCGGAAGUGUCGUUUCAUUGCAUCAGACUGCAAAGUGUGGCGUGGAGCACCUAUGCAGCGAGCAAUUAUUGAUCUGCUGUCUGACGUAUUUCAUUGUUUCUUUCAAAGGGAUGGCCACUCUUUAUGUGUCCCCACACCUCGAUGACUUCCGGAGCAUCCUGGCUCUGCUCGCUGCAGAGGCGUCCCCGUCGUCUGGUGUGAGGAUCAUCACUGACGACCCCCCCGCCGCUCUCUGUGCCCGUUGCACCCCUGCUUUGGUGGUGGGCGUGGGGGACAGCACCGCCGUCCUGAGCGGGGCCAACGCUGUGGCCUGGUACCUGGCCUUGCAAGGGAAGAGGGCCGGCGCGGGUGCCAAGCAGCAGAGUGAGGUGUGGCAGUGGCUCAGCUUCGCCGACAACGAGCUCAUCCCGUCGUCGUGUGCCGCCGUCUUUCCCCUCAUGGGGGUGACACUGGACAAGAAGCUCCAGCAGACUUCGUGCGCCGACCUGUUGCGGGUCCUGAAGGUUCUAGAUAAGAAGCUGGAGCCAAGAACUUACCUGGUGGGGGAGAGUGUCACCCUCGCCGACAUGGCCGUGGCCUCUGCGCUUCUUCUACCCUUUAAAUACGUUCUGGAGCCGUCUGACAGGAAAGCAGUGAGCAACGUGACCCGAUGGUUCACCACCUGCAUCAACCAGCCGCACUUCAUUAAAGUGUUGGGAAAAGUCAAGCUUUGCGAGAAGGUGGUGCCGAUCACGACAAACGCGGAGACUAAAGCUUCUACUCGUCUCCUUCCUGCCGCCGCCAACAGUGCUGCCGGCGACAUGGCGGAAGUGACAUCUAAUGGGCCGCCCAAAACUGAAGCUCAGCUCAAGAAGGAGGCAAAGAGGAGGGAAAAGCUGGAGAAGUUCCAACAGAAGAAGGAAAUGGAGGCCAAGAAGAAGACGCAGCCAGCCACAGAGAAAAAGGCCAAACCUGAGAAGAAGGAGUUGGGGGUCAUCUCAUACAACAUUCCUACUCCAUCUGGGGAGAAAAAAGAUGUCCUCACUCCGCUCCCCGACUCGUACAGCCCUCAAUAUGUGGAGGCCGCCUGGUACCCCUGGUGGGAGAAGCAGGGAUUUUUCAAGCCAGAGUAUGGGCAGAGGCAAAGUAUCAGCGAUCCAAACCCCAAAGGCAUCUUCAUGAUGUGCAUCCCCCCACCCAAUGUGACUGGAUCGCUCCACCUGGGGCAUGCCCUUACCAACGCCAUCCAGGAUUGCCUGACCCGAUGGCACAGGAUGUGCGGCAAGACCACCCUGUGGAACCCGGGCUGCGACCACGCCGGCAUCGCCACCCAGGUGGUGGUGGAGAAGAAGUUGAUGAGGGACAAGGGCAUGAGCCGCCAUGACCUGGGAAGGGACAAGUUCAUCGAGGAAGUGUGGAAGUGGAAGAACGAAAAAGGUGAUCGCAUCUACCACCAGCUGAAGAAGCUGGGCUCCUCUCUCGACUGGGACCGAGCAUGUUUCACAAUGGACCCCAAACUUUCCUACGCAGUGCAGGAGGCUUUCAUCCGUAUGCACGACGAGGGCGUGAUCUACAGAAGCAAGAGGCUGGUCAACUGGUCCUGCUCGCUCAACUCGGCCAUCUCGGACAUCGAGGUGGACAAGAAGGAGCUGACGGGCAGAACACUGCUGCCCGUGCCGGGCUACAAAGACAAAGUGGAGUUCGGAGUCUUGGUGUCCUUCGCCUACAAAGUGGACGGCUCAGAUGAGGAGGUCGUUGUAGCCACCACUCGAAUCGAGACCAUGCUGGGCGAUGCGGCCGUGGCCGUGCACCCCGACGACUCCAGAUACCGACACCUGAAGGGCAAGAUGGUGAAGCACCCCUUCUGCGAGCGCAAGAUGCCCGUGGUGUUUGACGACUUUGUGGACAUGAGCUUUGGAACAGGCGCUGUGAAAAUCACACCAGCUCACGACCUCACCGAUUACGAGGUGGGCGUGCGUCACAGCCUGCCGUUUCUCAACAUCCUGGACGAGAAUGGCCUGCUUGUUAAUGUGCCCCUUCCCUUCCUGGGCAUGAAGCGCUUUGACGCCAGGAAAGCCGUGUUCGAGGCACUCCAGGCCAGAGGUCACUUCAGAGAGGUCAAAGACAACCCCAUGGUGGUGCCCGUCUGCAGUCGUUCCAAGGACAUCGUGGAGCCCCUGCUCAAGCCGCAGUGGUACGUCAACUGCGCCGAAAUGGGCAAGCAGGCGGCCGACGCCGUCCGAGAGGGACGCCUCAAAAUAAUCCCCGAGCACCACCUCAAGACCUGGUUCAAUUGGAUGGACAACAUCAGGGACUGGUGCAUCUCUCGGCAGCUGUGGUGGGGCCACCGCAUCCCCGCGUAUUUCAUCGCCAUAGACGAUCCGUCCGUGAAACCGGGAGAGGAUGUCGACGGCCAUUACUGGGUGAGCGGGAGAACGCUGCAGGAGGCCAGAGAGAAGGCGGCUAAGCGCUUCAAUGUCACCCCUGACAAAGUGAAACUCAGACAAGACGAGGAUGUUCUGGACACUUGGUUCUCAUCUGGCAUUUUCCCCUUCUCCAUCUUCGGCUGGCCUAACGAGACUCAGGACCUGAGUGUGUUCUACCCCGGCACCUUGCUGGAGACGGGUCACGACAUCCUGUUCUUCUGGGUGGCUCGCAUGGUGAUGAUGGGCCUCAAACUGACCGGCAAGCUGCCCUUUAAAGAGGUAUAUCUGCACGCCGUGGUGAGGGACGCCCACGGAAGGAAGAUGAGCAAAUCACUGGGCAACGUCAUCGACCCUCUUGAUGUCAUUACCGGGAUCUCCCUGGAGGGUCUGCACACGCAGCUCACGCACAGCAACUUGGACCCAGUGGAGGUGGAGCGAGCCAAGCAGGGCCAGAAGUCAGACUACCCCAACGGCAUUCCAGAAUGCGGCACGGAUGCCCUCCGAUUUGCACUGUGUGCUUACACCAGCCAAGGCCGAGACAUCAACCUGGAUGUCAAUCGCAUCCUGGGUUACCGUCACUUCUGCAACAAGCUAUGGAAUGCUGUCAAGUUUGCCAUGAAGACACUCGGGGACAAUUUUGUGCCCUUAGAGAAAGCUCAGUUGCACGGCGAGGAGAGUGUUCCCGACCGAUGGAUUCUGUCCCGGCUGAGCGCUGCUGUCGCUCUGUGCGACGCCGGCUUCAAAGUGUACGACUUCCCCGCCGUCACCACCACAAUCUACAACUUCUGGCUCUACGAGCUCUGCGAUGUCUACCUGGAGUGCGUAAAGCCUGUCUUGGGCAAGGAGGCGGACGAGCGACGGGCCGGUGCGUGCCGACAGACGCUGUACACGUGCCUGGACGUGGGUCUGCGCCUGCUCUCGCCCAUCAUGCCCUUCGUCACGGAGGAGCUAUAUCAGAGGUUGCCGCGGCGACAGCCCCAGCUCGACGCCCCCAGCAUCUCGGUCACGCCUUACCCCGAUGCCCAAGAGUUCUGCUGGAACAGCGACGAGGUGGACCGCAACAUGGACUUUGUCAUGAACGUGGUCAAGACCAUCCGCUCGCUCAGGGCUGACUACAAUCUGACCAAGACCAGAGCGGACUGUUACCUGCAGUGCGCGGACGGCGCCACGCUGUUUCUGGUACAGACGUCCUCGGCGCAGAUCCAGACGCUGUCGUACAGUCAGGCCGUGAUCGCUCUGAGUGCCGAGCAGGCGGUGCCGGCGGGCUGCGCUGUGGCCAUUGCGUCUGAUCGAUGCACCGUCAACCUCAUGAUCAAGGGUCUCAUCAAUGUGGACAAGGAGUUGUCCAAGCUACAGGCAAAGAAAGGCGAACUGGACAAGCUGAUGGAGAAGUUGCAAGACAAGCUGGCCAAGAGCGACUACAGGGACAAGGUGCCGUUCAAGGUGCAGCAGCAGGACACCGAAAAGCUGCGACAGAGUCAGACGGAGCUGGACAAAGUCAAAGAAGCCAUGGACAACUUUAGCAAGAUGAUAUAAGGCUUUGUCAUCUUCGUCAUGUUGCAGUUUUUGUUGCAAGUAUUGUCAAAAAUGUCGGUUAGACAUAUUAAAUCAAUUGUCAAUACCAA